This is a messenger RNA of Polyodon spathula (Mississippi paddlefish), 3919 nucleotides long. Its product is annotated as dTDP-D-glucose 4,6-dehydratase-like. The transcript has 12 exons. Lineage: Eukaryota; Metazoa; Chordata; Actinopteri; Acipenseriformes; Polyodontidae. Gene Ontology annotation, biological process: nucleotide-sugar metabolic process. The coding region runs from base 25 to 1077 and encodes 350 amino acids. Gene Ontology annotation, molecular function: dTDP-glucose 4,6-dehydratase activity. The record is from RefSeq and is a predicted model, not a curated record.
UUGGUGUUGUGGCUGUGUAAGAACAUGUCUGAUGCUGUAGUUCUUUCUUCCCUGAAGCAAGAACUAUUUGAAUUUAACAAAGGGAUCCUCGUGACCGGUGGAGCAGGGUUUAUUGCUUCUCAUGUGGUUACAUCCCUUGUUGAAAAAUAUCCAGACUGUCUCAUCAUAAAUCUAGACAAGUUAGAUUAUUGUGCAAGCCUAAAGAACCUUGAAUGUGUGGCUCAAAGAGCAAACUACCGAUUCAUCCAGGGUGAUAUUUGUGAUUCAUACUUUGUUAAGCUUCUGUUUGAAACUGAGAAGAUAGACAUUGUCCUACAUUUUGCAGCUCAAACACACGUAGAUAAUUCUUUUUGGUGUUCUUCGGAAUUUACAAAAGUAAACGUGUAUGGUACCCAUGUACUAGUGAAAGCUGCACAUGAAGCAGCUGUUGAGAAGUUCAUCCAUGUCAGCACAGAUGAAGUUUAUGGAGACAGCAUAGAGGAGGAUUUUGACGAAUCGUCACCUCACAGACCAACAAAUCCGUAUGCAGCAUCGAAAGCAGCUGCAGAAUGUAUAGUAUUGUCAUACUGGGAAAAGUACAAGUUCCCAGUUAUAAUUACAAGAAGCAGCAAUGUUUACGGACCCCACCAAUACCCUGAAAAAGUCAUUCCAAGAUUUAUAUCCUUGCUGCAACAUAACAGAAAGUGCUACAUCCAUGGCUCAGGGCUACAAGUGCGCAAUUUCCUUUAUGCUGCUGACGUCACAGAGGCCUUCCUCACUGUUCUGGAGAAGGGGGACCCUGGAGAGAUCUACAACAUGGGAACUAAAUUUGAGCUGUCAGUUCUGCAGCUCGCCAGAGAGUUAAUUCAGCUGAUAAAAAACAUUGCAUCCGAGUCUGAGGCUGAACAGUGGCUGGAUUAUGUCAGUGACAGACCGUACAAUGAUCUGAGGUAUCCAAUGAAUUCAGAAAAGCUGCAGAGACUUGGUUGGAGGCCAAAAGUAUCAUGGAAGGAAGGAAUUGGAAGAACAAUUGACUGGUACAGAGAAAACUUUCACAACUGGCAAAAUUCAGAAAAGGCUCUGAAACCGUUUCCAUGAUCACGUUCUUAUCCUGAAAAGUGAAGAGUUUUGCUCUACAGGAAAAGAGUAAUGUGUAAUUGGAUCAAUAAAAUGAAGUUGCUUUAAAGGAAGGAGCUUAAAAUAACAGUAAGAAUAAAAGAUUUAUAUUUAUUUUGGGUAGUUUUAUUUUCACUGGAAAAAAAGUAGACUUUUAUUCCAAAUAACGUAUCUAUAUAUCCUUUAUAUCAUGUUUAUACUCAAGAAUUCUUAAUAGGAGUCAACUGGACACUAAGCUGUAUUUGAACUGUAGGAACUAAAUGUGCCAAGCAGUGCACUCCGCUGUAAAACUUACGGAAUUUAAAGCCUGAUAUCAAUACUGUUGUGUCUUAAUUAUGAAAUAUAAAUAAAUUAACACUGUGCAUUUUAAACUGUUUCUUUUUCUUUUUGUAAGAUUCCUAUUGUUUUCUGGCAGCCUGGGUGCUUCCCUCUUCAUUGGAAGCUCCAAUGUUUCGUUGAGAUAGCCUGGACAGAAAAGUUUACAACACAUGUGGUGCUCCAUCUUACUAAGGGUAUCGAAAAACUGAUACUGAGCUAAAAGAUCAUUUAUUCUGUAGAAAUGUGUAGCAUAGCUCCUGAUCACAGGGUGCAGCAAUAUGUAUAACUGGUGAGGCUGGAUGCUAAAAGGGUAGACCUCUGCCUCUAACCAUCAAUUCAUUCAGACAUUGGUACUGUAGCUCAAACCACAGCUGUAAUAAUAAAGCUCAUUUCACAGCUGUCAAUGGCAACCCUUUUCUGUGCAUCAUUUACUAGCUUAUCCUGGGAAUGCACUUAGAAUGGUCCAAAUGAGCAUUCUGCAAAGCCUGUCUUCCUUAAGUGGUUGCCUACUUGUUCAUCUAGGGUUGUGGGCUUGCUAAUUCUGUGGAUAUAUAUGCUCUAUGCUUUCUGCUGCUGCAAAUUCCCUCCUAAAGCAUGUGCAGUAGUGUAUAUCUUUCACAUUUCAUGAGCCUUGCUGCUGCGCAAAAGAAUCUGCCAGAACUCCUUCCACAGCUCUCUCUAUUUGUUCUACAGUGGAAUUGAAGCAUCUGACACUGGAUAGGAUUGGCAACAGUCCUCCUAUGCUCCCUGAAUGCCAGGACCCUGUUUUUUUUUUUUUUUUUUUUUUUUUUAAAUAAUUACCACACAAUCAUUGCCAACUCAAAUCAGUAACCCCCUCCAAUCCUGAACUUCUGAACUUCGUUCCAACUGAACUCUGGUUUGAAGAAUGGCACUCCUGUUAUGACAUGUAUGUCAGAUUGCUCUAUAUCCUUACUGUUUUUUUUUAAAAAAAUUUUUAUUUAAUUCUAUUAAGUUAGGGUAAUUGCUACACUACCUCUGUAGCUGUGAGCAGAAGAGAACAAGAAACAAAGGUUAGUUAAGACUGUGAAUAAAAUUGUAAAAUAAAAAAAAACCCUAAUCCCAGAAGAUGCAUUAUCUGAUUGCUAAUUGAAAUCUGAAGUGGAGAGGAAGAUUUCAAGUAGCAAGACAGGAGGUUUUAAUUUGCCUCUUCCUCAAAUGUGUUGUAUCUAUAUGCAUUGGUUUAUUCCUUGGUAAUUUCUCCAGCCACAUCAGUACAUUUGGUAUGCAAAAAUAGCACCAGUGUGCAACAGACAUAAAUAAUCACUCCUUAUUGGAAACAUUGAAAAGACUAUUGUUGAAUUAUUGAACAUUUAUACUGCAGACAAAUGACAGCACAUUUUCUUUUGGUGUGAAAAAAGCAUAUCAUGCUUUGUCAGAUAUCUAUCAGUUGUGUCAAUUGAAAAACACUAUUCAAAACAGUGGUACAAAAGCAGUAACUGUUCUAAUAUGGUCCAACAUCAGCACACCUGAUUGUGUUGUUAAACAGCUUAUGUCUGAGGUUGGAUCAUAUUUAAACACCUUUUAGUGUGUUAUUGCACUUCUAAAAUGGAACCCUCCACCCUUUUCAAAGUGAGUAGGUUGUCAAGAGAAUCAUGGCAUGAUUCUGAAAGUUCCCAGAAAUGCUGGUAUGAUUACACUUGUAGCCAGUAAGAUUGCUCAGUCUAUUCUUUGGCAUAUUAUAAUAUGGUCAUUAAGAAUUCUAUUUUUUGAUUGGUUGAUUAGAGUUCUGAGGCGAGUUCUUUUUUAAAAUGAUAAAAGAAAAAUACAAAAAGUGGUGCCACAUUUUCUACAAUUAAUUGAAGGGGUUUAUUUGCAAAAUCGUUUAUAGGCCAAUCCCUGUUGUAAACAAGAUUAUUCAAUGGAUUUAUUCAAUGUCAUAGUAACCAAGCAUAGACAGAUACAAUAAACACCAAUUAGUCCACAUGUCACGAAAAAUAAUAACAAAAGUAUAUGAUAGAAUUGCAUGCCUACAACAAAAACACUAGAAUUGUUACUGGCUCAUUGGCUUAUUUUGUGGAUGAAGACAAAAUGUUUCGCCCAACAGCACAACAGUCAGUUUAAUUAUAACUCUUUAUCAAACUUCAAGAUCAGCAUGCAAUAUGAAAAAGGCAUCAAUGCGUAUAGUUACCAAUAUUGGAGACAGCAGACUGCAUCUCCAUUUCUGCAUCUUGUCUAACACAUAACUUCUAAACAACCCGUGGUGACAUCAGUCUACACCCCCCCCCCCCCCCCCCUCCUCCUCCUCCUCCUCCUCCUCCUCCUUACAACCCCUGUGUUUUUAAUUACUAGUGAUUGUAUAGGCUUGCUUCCAACAAAUUAGUAAAUACAUUUAAAAGGAACACAUCAGUUAUUUUAUCUAGUUAUUCAUCUAUUUUAUUGUCGUGUGUCAUGAUUUGUCAUGACGUAAGGGAGAUCGGGGUUGGUUGUCACAGUGCUCAUAGCUAUGAAACUAGAUGGUGCAGGCAGGUGAUACUAACACUGAAAU